AUGUAUCUGUGGAAGCCGGCUGAAGCUCAAAAUGUGUUUUUUUGUAUCAUUACAGAAAACCUUGUGCCAAACAUUUUCCUGGAGCUUUUCUUUGUGGUGCAGCUGCUCACGUCUCGGUCGCCUCACACUCAUGAUGAGGGAGAACAGGGCAGUUUGUGUGUGGGUCAUACAGAAGUUCUGGAGAGAAGCUACCUGAGACAAGUACACAACUGUGUGUAUUUUGCGGUGAAGGUUCUGGAGAGUCAGUUUCAGUUGGUUUCUAAUUUGGACAAGUGCACCUUGCGUCUGCUGGCAGAGAACGAAAGAGUGGCGUCUUUCUCUCCGGAUCUCAGAGACCUCCUGACUCAGGCCCAGGAGGGGAGCACAGCCAAGCUCUCUCUUUCAGUUUCUACUUUCAUCCACUCAGUCCCAUUCCAGCCGGCUACUGACAACCGCUCCAACUUUGGUAGUGACAGAGCUUUCCACAUCUUCAAAAAGCAGAGAGAUAUUUUUUACGAGGUGUUACGAGAAUGGGAGGACUAUCACAAAGAGCCAGGGUGGAGUUUUGAUGUUGCUCUCGGAAGCAGGAUAAGGGGAAUGAUGAGUCAACUGACCUCGGCCGGAAACCAUUCCCAUUUUGCUCGACUGUUUCUGAAGCAGCUUGUUCAGAUGUGCAAAGGCCCCAGUGUGAACAGCUCUCCUGGUGAUACUGCCGAUGCUGACCUGCUAGGCAUGCUGGGAGCUGACAGCCUGGGGCGUCUGAAGCGUCUGGAGGAGCGUCUCAUCCAGCCUCAGGGAGUCGCCGGCCCCUGCCCUCCUCCAUCCUUCCCCGGUCACCAGGAGUUCUUCAGGGAUUUCCUGCAGGCAGCUAGCUGGAUCGCAUGGCCUAAGAUGUACUGCAAGAAUUGGCUGCCAGAAAAAAAUCUUGGAUGGGAUGAAGCUAUUCCCCAUCGCUCUUCUCCAAGCAUGGGCUGGCUGGUGGAAGAUCUCCACAAGGUGGCCCGGGGUUCAAGAUUGAUCGCUGUGCUCAGCCGCUACCACCCACCGACUUUAGCAAACCCUGGUCACCUGUUCCGGCUUGAUCAUCGACUUCUCUCUGAUGCGCAGCUGAGAUUGCGACCCAGUGAUGGGAAGGUGGAGAUCCUCAGAUUUGGCGGCUCGGGGCUUAGCCAAGUCCUCGCUGCAGUUCUGAAUCUACAACGUCCUGCCUCAUUCGAUGCUCCACACGACCUGCAUCCGGGCCGCUUACACUUUGGAAGUAGCCAGCAACAACGCCUGGAUCACGGACUCCUGUCAAUAAACUUCGCAGCUGGGGAGAAGCAUUUCAUCCUGCAGAGCCGGAUGGCCGCCGAGGUGUCCACUCUCGAGGCUACUGACAACCUGGAAUCCAGCACUGUUGCAGUUGGAGCUAGCCCGUGGAGCUCAAGGAGGAAUUAUGAUUGCUCUGAAUCAUGGGACAAAACUCCAAGCGGCAGCCCCUUGCUUCAGGACGCGCCAUAG
This is a messenger RNA of Notothenia coriiceps (black rockcod), 1479 nucleotides long. RefSeq names its product codanin-1-like. The transcript is spliced from 11 exons. NCBI's taxonomy places the organism in Eukaryota, Metazoa, Chordata, Actinopteri, Perciformes, Nototheniidae. Gene Ontology annotation, cellular component: nucleus. Gene Ontology annotation, biological process: chromatin organization. The coding region runs from base 1 to 1479 and encodes 492 amino acids. The record is from RefSeq and is a predicted model, not a curated record.